This is a messenger RNA of Anguilla rostrata (American eel), 7482 nucleotides long. It is a transcript of the gene znf638, whose product is annotated as zinc finger protein 638. NCBI's taxonomy places the organism in Eukaryota, Metazoa, Chordata, Actinopteri, Anguilliformes, Anguillidae. Gene Ontology annotation, cellular component: nucleus. The record is from RefSeq and is a predicted model, not a curated record. The transcript has 27 exons. The coding region runs from base 774 to 7298 and encodes 2174 amino acids. Gene Ontology annotation, molecular function: zinc ion binding; nucleic acid binding.
ACUGUAUUUAUUUAUAAUGUCAUCAUAGCGCGGAGUGUUUAAAACCAUAAAACCACCCCUUACCAAAAAAAAAAAAAAGAAAUAGUCCAAAAUGUAAACAAGUCAGGCAGUUUUCACGGUCGGGGAUAAGAGAAACAGAUCGAAUGUAUUGCCAACAAGAAGUGCCACCUGAUCACAGGUCCGGCUUAUUUUAGCCCAUUGGCGUCAGUUCGCAAAUAUGUGCGCUUUUUAUACCCCUGAACUGUAAACUUCAACAGUAAGGUCUUUAGCUGUUUUUUUAACGCCACGAGAUCAAGAUGAAACUUCUAAGUUGCAUACAGUGCAGAGCAUGCAGAGCAAUUUAGACAUUCCAGAAUUUGCUAGCUAUAUGGCGUAACUGUACCUUACAGAAUAUUGUCUAAAGUCUCGUAACAUUUCCUUCAUCCCACCGGUUUUGUAACUCACUGAUACUGUACUGCUGCAAUUUUUGGGACCCUGUACUCUCUUUUCCGCUACCACCUCCUUUUCUCCAGGCCAGGGCAGAGAGGUUUUAGGACAGGAUUUCAUAUGUCAUCAGUCUGCUGGGGAGAGUUGGAACUUAACUACAUUAGACCAGCAAACUGUUUUGACCCAACAACGGAAAAUCUGUUUAAAUAGCUGGAUUGCUUGGUUUUUGUUGCUGUUAAAAGAUAACGAACAACAACAGAUAAAGAGCCAUUCCCAAUGAAAAGAAAUUGCAGAGUUUACCAGAAGGCCAGCAGCUCCCCACAGGAGACACAUUUUUAGGUAGUGCAAUGUUGAGCUUUGCAUUGUUCUCGGAAAGUUGUGUACCUGUUGCAAAUUCCUUGAACUUUGGCAACUUUGGGAGCCCACUGCUUUUUGGCCCCGCCUCUUUGCGGUUGGCCCAGAUUAAGACCCAGUUGGCCCUGCACCAGCUCAACACAAUCACCACCGGUAACCACGGCGCAACAGCUUUGUCCUUGCUGAACUUGCUCAAGGUCACGAUGUCCCAUCCCUUGUACAACCCACGGGGGGCACCCUUCUCCAACCAGAGGCCUGUCAUGUCCAACCAGUACGGCUUGAAUGCACAGCCAGUUCUUGACAUGGCAGGUGCGCGCUUAGGUCCUGCGGCAGGGAUGAUGUCUCCAAUGAUGCCCCAGCAGAUGGGCUACCAGAUGGCCCAGCACCCCACGGGCCUGCCUCAGGACAUGGAGUCCACCAUAGACAUGCACAUCCGUGGAGCUCGGGAGGAGGUUCGGCUGCUCAACCAGAUGAUACACCAGCACAAGGACCCCCGCCUGAGGAAAGAGCCCAGGGAAGAGAUGCUGUCUCAGGGGAACAGCUUCCCCCCGCAGAGGGUCCCUGGCAGACCAGAGGAGCAAUCCACUGUGGACUGGUCAAACUUCCAGAACCUAAACAAGCUCUUCGCCCCGCAAGUGAUGGCCCAGCCAUCCCCUCCUGCCCAGAUGUUCCAACCCUCUGGGUUUGGGACCCCUUCUGGGGGAGGCAGAGGAAGUGCUGAGAGCCAGCCUCCUCCAGCGUCCAUUCCUGCCGAGCGCCGGCAGUCCCGUUACACCUCGGAGAGCGCCAGCAGUAUCCUGGCGAGUUUUGGACUUUCGAACGAGGACCUUGAACUCCUCAGUCACUACCCUGAUGAGCAGCUCACCCCUGACAACCUGCCCUUCAUUUUGCGAGAUAUCAGAGUCAGAAAGGCCAAGAGGAACCUGCCGGACGUGGACCACCGUCUCCAAUCACCCGGCACGCAGGAUCGCCUCGGGGGCGAGCCGCGGCCCAGCAAAGUAAUUGACUAUGGACACUCAAGCAAAUUUGGCUACUCUGAGAAGAGCCAGGACAGUUUCAAGCAUGAACAGCGGACCACAGACCCUCAGAAAUAUGUGAGGGAUGCACCCGUUGCAGUCUCCACUUUCCCCUCAGUAGACUCCAAACGGCAGAGCUCUGGACCUGUUUCUAAAAAACCACUGAUUGACCAGAGGAAGAAUCCACCCAGCAUGGAGGACAAGACCGGCAAGAGUGUGCCAACCAGAGACUCCCUACCGGCACCCAACAGACCCACGGCGGGGCCUCCACCGCCCACCCACGGCAUCAGAGCCAACCUGGUGAACCUCACCGAGGGCAGCAGCGCUCUGAAGCCCGGGUUUGCGGUCACGAAGCCAGCCUGGUCUUCCUCGUUCCCUCCAAGCAACGCUGGGACCUCGAAGAGACUACCCACACCUACCAUGAUGAAUGAUUACUCCGCUGCAUCCCCAAGAAUCUUUCCCCAUACGUGUUCUCUCUGUAACGUAGAAUGUGUCCAGAUAAAGGACUGGAUCGAGCACCAGAACACCAGCAUUCACAUCGAGAGCUGCCGACGCCUGCGAAAGCAAUUUCCUGACUGGAACGUGGAGACUGUUGCAGUUUCCAGGACCGAGAGGAAGCCGCCCCCGGAGCACCGCCCCCCAAAGCGACGAACUCGCUCCUCAUCCAGAUCCCGGUCGUGGUCCCGCUCGCCCAGCCCCUGGCGUUACCAUGGCCGCUCGGAUUCGCGGGGUCGUAGGCCGCGCUCCCGGAGCCCCCGCUCCCGGAGCCCCCGGCGAUACCGCCGGUCACGGAGCCGGUCCCGUUCACCCCGCCGUGUGGCACGCAACCAGGCCCCGCUGCAGCCCCGCCGCCGGUCCCGCACCCCUCCGCCCCGCCGGUCCCGCACCCCCCCGCCCCGGCGGUCCCGCUCGCGCUCCCGCAGCUUCACCCGCCUCUCCCCGCCCCGCGCCACCCGGUGGCUGAACCCCCGACACGCCAGCCCUCGCCGGCAGCAGCGGUCCUCCAGCAGCGAGAGGCUUGCCAAAAUGCUGAUCGAGUCGUCAGGACUGGCUGUGACUCACAACACCGCUCUGGAGGCCAUGGUGAAGUCCCUGGCGCCCGCUCUCAUGGCGGAGCUGGCCAAGAAAAAGAGCGGCUCCUCCUCUGCCUCCACCAAGAGCGCGGACAAGAAGAAGACCUCCCCACCCACCUCUGGAAAAACAGUCCCCUCAAAGACUGGCACCUCCAAGGCUACAGUGUGCAUGGAGAGGGAAGAGGAUGCCAAAACCCUGGCUGAGUGCAGGAACCUGACGAUACGAGGCAGAACCAUUAGCAUCUGUGUGGAGAAAGAUGCAAGAGAUCACAAGGUGAAGCCUCUUGUAGGAAAAAAGAAGAAGGUGCCUUCGGCCAAGCUGCCCGCGAGCAUGAAGGCAAAGGUGCCUGCCAAGAAAACAGAUGGCAACGUUGUAAAGAAGGUGGUAAAGAAGGAUUUGCCCAAGAAGUCUAUCAUCCAGAUUUUGGGUCUGCCAGAGAGCGGCUACACAGAGGACGACCUCAAAAAUCUGGCCACACCCUUUGGCUUCUCCUCUGGCCUCCUCAUCGCCGUCCAGCAGAAACAAGCGUUUGUGGAGCUUCCCGACCUAGAUUCUGCAGAGGCCAUGUUGAAGACCUACAAGGAAAGCCCGCCCAAAAUCCAGGACUGUCAGCUGAGCUUCGAGCACAUGACCCGGCCCAUAGAUUUCAGCAAUCCGGAGUCAUUGUUCAGAAUGUUGAUGGGAAUUGAGAAGCCCACGACUAAGAGUUCAGAGAGGGUAAGAAACAAGGCAGUUGUGAAGGAAGCUGCUAACCUUGGGGACCGCCUCCUGACGGUCAACAACGUUCCCAUGGGGAUCAGCCCAACCACAGAGGUCAAGGAGCUAAUCAAACGCUUUGGGAGCUUCAAGCAGGCCUUGGUGCUGAAUCACAGGAUCAUUUUGGAAAUGGAUACUCCAGCCAUUGCCAAGGCAGUCUUCAAUCGUUUCCAGAAGUUUCCCUGCAUUGUCCAGAACAGCCCCCUCACCUUUUCUGUGAUCAAUAAACCUGUGAAGGCUGCAGAAGAGGUCAAGAAGAAACCUGAAGUUAAAAGUGGCAGACCUGCCCCUAAGCCUGGUGAUGCAGCUAAGAAGGGCUUAGCGGCCCCCAAAACCAUGGCCGCCGGCUUGAAAGGCACCCCCGCUGGCCCCAAAACCGCAGCUGCUGCAGGAAAAGCAAAAAUGUCCAAGGCUCCCGCAACCACACCCACCCCCGCGGCCACAAAGGCCGGGAAUCCUGCUGCAGCCAGCGCUGCCGCCACGGGCAAAACCGCUCAACCAGCUCCCACAGCGCCCCCUGCUGUCACCCCCAUUGCCACAGCUGCUAAGGAACCUCCAGCCAAACCCAGCUCCCCACCACCAGAGGGCGCAGUAACAUCUGCCAAGAGCCAGACGGUGGAGACCACAGACAAUCAGAAAAGCCAGUUGGAUGCCCCCGCUGGAGAUCAGGGUACAGCUGAAGCCCCCCUUGUAGAGACCAAAGAGGACCAGGGGGCGAGCCAGGAGGCCUUACCGAGCAAUACUGCUCCCGCGCCAGCAGAGGGCGAUGUUGCCAACUCGGCUGCAGUCGAGGACAAGGACGUUAUGGCUGUGGUUGAGGACAAGGACGUUAUGGCUGUGGUCGAGGACAGCAACGUUGCGGUCGAGGACAAGGAGGUUGCGGUCAAGGACAGGGACGUUGCGGUCGAGGGCAAGGACCUUACAGUCGCGGUCGAGGAAAAGGAUGUUACGGCCGCGGUCAAGGACAAGGACGUUACGGCCGCGGAGGGCGACUCCAAACAGGACUGCAAGCCCGCAGCGGUGGCCAAGCCAGAGAGCGAGCCGCAGGCCGGGAAGGCUCCGCCCGCCAAAGGCCCCGCCCCGACGGCCCCCAGGCCCGACCAGAAGCCGCCGGACUUCCCGCCGGUGACGCAGGAGAUCCUGCGGGCACUGGAGGCGGCGGUGCAGGAGUGCCGCAUGCGCUCGUCCCUCCGGCGCAGCGAGGAGGCCAAGCGCGCCGAGGCCGGCAAGGGCGGGGCACCGCCCCCCCGCCGUGAGCCGUCCCCGCCCCGGGACAGGCACCGCGGCCGCGCCCAGUCAGACGAUGAGCUGCCCCCCGUCACGCACAGAGGGAGCUCGUCUGGGUCAUCGUCAGGGUCGCGAAAGAGCAGGCGCGAUGGGAGCCCCGCCCCCAGGAGGGGGAAGGACCACGAGGGGGAAGUGGAUAAGCUCAAGAACUACAGCUCAAGUAGAUCCUCUAAGUCAUCAAGCAACUCCAAAGCUGCAGGUGACAAAAGGGCUGAGGAACAGGACUUCACCGAAGACAUCUUUCCGUUCGACCUGGACGAGUUCGUCACCGUGGACGAGGUCGGGGAUGACCUGGAGGGUUCCUCUCAGGAGGAAGAGAAAAAGACCUCGGAGCCCCUACAGCACUCCACGCCCUUCCCGGGAAGUUCCAGAACACGGAGGAGGACCCGGGCCUCACCGACUGCAAAAAACCAGAAGAAGCCCGCCCCUCCCACUCAGAAAUCACUGAAGAAACAGACAACCACUGCCAAGGGCAAGCAGGCCAAGAAGGUUCCGUCCAAACCUGUGGGGACCAAAGACGAGCAGAGGCCCCAGGUAGCUGCAGAGGGGGCCGGUGAGGUGGUGUUGAAGAUGGAGUCUGAAACCCCUAAAACGGAGGUGGAGCUGGAUGAGAAGAUGGAGGAACAGAAGGUGGAGGAGGAAAAGGCCAAACCCCCUGUUACCUCAGACCCUCAGCGCGGUGAGGAUAUGGAGACUUCCGCUCCAGAAAGUGCAGCUGAAGUGGUGGAAACCAAAACUGUGGACGUGGCGGCAGAGGCCACCACAACCACAGAAACUGUUACCUUGGCCUUGGAAAGCCAACCGGAACACCAAGCUGAGGAGGAAGGCCCCGCAGUGGAGGAGAAGGGCCAGUCGACGGGUGAGACCACUGCUCCCUCCAUCCCUGCAGCCCAAAAGUCCCAAGAGCCACCUGUGGAUCGGAGUCCCUCAGAUCGGAGUCCCUCAGAGGAGAGUCCUGCAGAGGCGGCCCCCACGGAAAGGGCUCCGACGGAGACUGCUUCCACGGAGACAGCUCCUGUGGAGACUGAUGACCUGGUGCCUACGAAGCAGGAGCAGCCCAAGAAGAUGGAGCCUGGCCUUAAGAAGGCUCCCCAGGGACUGGCGGCCGCUCUGGUCACCCUGGACGAGGUGAGCGAGGAAGAGGAGGACUACCCCGAUGAAGAGGAGGAUGAGGAGGAGCUGCUGAUGGAGCAGAACGAGGCGCUGGUGACGGUGGACGAGGUGGGCGGGGACGAGGACCCCUUCCUGCAGGCGGUGAAGGACCUCCAGGCCCUGGUCACCCUGGAUGAGAUCGUGGAGGAGGACGAGCCCAGCUCCGAGCCCUUCCCCUUCGGACUGGGGGAGGAGACUGGCGACGCCUUCAACCCCGAGGCUUUGCUGACACUAGACGAAACGCAGGACGACGAUGAGGAGACUGGGGCAGAGGCAGCCAAGAUGGCGACCUCCGAGAAGUCCACAGAAAGUCCCGCUACCCAUGAGGCUCUGUUGACUCUGGAUGAAACACUGGGUGACGAUGAGGAAUUGGAGGAAGACAAGAUACCAAGCUCCGAAAAAUCCACUGACUCUCCGUCCCUCCCGACCGGUCUUGCGCAGUCUGACUCCCCUGUCGUACCCUCGGCUGAGUCGGGUGAGCUUGUGGGGUCUCCCAGCCCCGAGGAGGUGGGCAGGGGGCUGGAGGAGCUGCGGAAGAUGAAUUUCGUUACUGUGGAUGAGGUUGGAGAGGAAGAGGAGCAGCAGCAGCAGCAGGAGGAGGAGGAAGAAGAGGUGGAACCCGCACCAAGUCCCGUCGUGACGGGCGGUCGGCCCAAGAAGAGAGGGCGCCAGGCCACUGUCAGGAAAUCAGCCAGAGGGAGGAAGCCUUUGCCUGUGAAGAAAGAGGAGGCGGACCCCACCCCUGUGACCCCUGUGGAGUUCUGCUCUGUCUUGGUCCCGGAUCCUCAGACCGUGAAGACAGAGGCGUCCGAGGACAUGCCCGACGACGAGCCAUUUCAUGCCAGACAGGACCCAAAGUCCAACGGGGAUAAAGCUCUCUCAGAGGAUCCACAGGAGGGCCUUUGCACGACCAACCCAAGAGCCACGGUCAAAGAAGAGUCUAGGCUCAGGAGAGACGAGGGCCAGGUAGAGGAGCCGGACGCCAAGAAGCACAGAACAGAGUCUCCUGUUCCCACAGACUACAAGAUGCCUCCAUUCUCUGCAAACAACCCCAUUGGCCUGGAGUUUGUGGUCCCGAAGACGGGCUUCUUCUGCAAGCUCUGCUCUCUGUUCUACGGCAGCGAAGACGCUGCCAAGAAGACCCACUGCAGCAGCCUCAAGCACUAUCAGAACAUGGAGAAGCAUUUCCAGAAGCUAAGACCGGGUUCCAGUUGCAACUCCCUGUCCGAAUGAAUUCUUCCCCCUUUCCCCCCCCCUCCUUUCCACAUCCUGUGGGUUUUUCACAUUUAUGGGUCCAAUCUCUCUCUGUACAUUUGUUUCCUUUCAGGAGUUAAUAACCCUGUUAAUUUAAAGAGAGAAACUAGCGAAAAGCAAAACGCAAGUGUGUAACACAAUAAACUGAGUUUUAUUAAAAAAA